UGUUGUUUCUUACAUGUAAGUAAAGAAGAAGAACACGUUAUCCAUAUGACACGAGUUUACCAUUUAAACACUGAUCUGAUUCACACGGAGUUGCUUAAGCUGCACUAAAUGAACAAUGAAUCUUUCAGAUAGUUCAGUCAAAAGCAGUGAUUUACCAGCGAUUCAAACUGAUGUGUGUCAGCUGAAGAUCGGAUUCAUCGGAGCGGGAAACAUGGCUUUUGGAAUCGCGCAGGGCAUCAUCGCGUCAGGGAAGGUUCCACCCUCUAAUAUAAUUAUUAGCGCUCCAUCCAUGAACAACCUUCCUCGCUUUCAGGAGAGAGGCGUUUCUGUCACUCACUUGAAUGAUGAGGUUGUUGAACGCUCUCGGUUGGUGUUUCUGGCCGUCAAACCUCACCUUGUUCCAAAGGUUCUGAACGGAAUCUCCCGGAAUGUCACUCAGGAACACAUCAUCAUUUCCAUGGCAGCAGGAGUCACUCUAGAAGCACUUGAGGAGCUGUUGCCUGCUGGGACACGCGUGAUUCGUAUGAUGCCAAAUCUUCCCUGUGUGCUCUUGGAAGGCGCACUGCUCCUCGCCUCAGGCUCGUGCGCUGGAGAGGAGGAGGAGACUCUCCUGAAGACCCUCCUCAGCCCGUGUGGAUUGGUGGAGGCGGGGCCUGAGCCCUGGAUUGACGCCCACACAGGCUUGAGUGGCAGCGGCGUCGCGUUUGUGUAUGUCUUUGCGGAGGCGCUGGCGGAGGGUGCCGUUAAAAUGGGGAUGCCGAGCGCUUUGGCUCGACGGAUUGCAGCUCAGACAAUACUGGGCGCUGGAGUGUUACUGCGUGAUACCGGGAAGCUCCCAGCGGAGCUGAAGGCAGAGGUGUGUACGCCCGGAGGGACCACGAUUCACGGGAUCCACGCGCUGGAGAAGGGAGGAUUCAGAGCGGCUGCGAUGGGAGCUGUAGAGGCGGCCACUGAAAGAGCCAGAGAACUCGGAAAGAAGUAGAUGUUACAGGAACUGAAUGUACAUCAGAUUAUACGAGGGAUAAUUAACUUAAAACCAUUUAUGUCUUAUUUUAUGCACAGAGAUAGUUGAUGUUUUGAAUGUUGACUACUGGUGCUGAGGGAUACCGAUAAUUGAUUCAAAGGUGCUUUUUAAAGUACAGUACUUACAAAUGGAAUCAUCCAAGGAUGAGAUUGUGUUUUCUAUGUAAAGCGGACUAAAGUCUUAAGAGAACAAUAUAGACCCAGAAACCUAAGUUGCUUGUUUGUACUCUUUAAUAUGGUUUGUAGUAUAAUUUUAAGGUACUUGACAAACCAGAAACAAAUUCAGAAACCAAAGCAGCUCUGACAUGAUUACCUUUUUACAUAUAUAUAAUAUUAUGUGUGUAUGUAACAGGCCAGGUAGUUGUUGCUGUGAGGUUGCAGCCUUUAGCCUCCUCGUUAGAGCGUCCGACUCCCACGCCAGAGACCCGGGUUCGAGGCCCGCGCAUCGCGGGGCGAGUAGGACCUGGGUAGAGGGGUUACACACACAUAUAUAUAUAUGUGUAUGUAACCGAUAAAAGCAAAUUUUCACACUAUCAGCAUUGGCGGGUAGUUUAAAAACAGUCGAUAAUAAGGGCUGAUAUAUCCUGUCAAUCAAAAGAGGGCAGGAAAAUGCACUGGAUUUGUGCUUUGUAAAGAAAAUGCUAAGUAUUCAGUAUGAUGUUUAAUAUUGAAAGUACUUAUGUGAAUAACAUUCAGAAAAUUAAGAAAUAUUCAUUUAAAUGUCCACACCGAGUCAAACAAUCUGUAAACAUCAUAUGAAACUGUUUCUGUGAAUAAAUUAAUCUGUUAAAUUCA
Messenger RNA from Ctenopharyngodon idella (grass carp), 1818 nucleotides. RefSeq names its product pyrroline-5-carboxylate reductase 3 (gene pycr3). NCBI's taxonomy places the organism in Eukaryota, Metazoa, Chordata, Actinopteri, Cypriniformes, Xenocyprididae. The record is from RefSeq and is a predicted model, not a curated record. The transcript has 7 exons. Gene Ontology annotation, biological process: L-proline biosynthetic process. The coding region runs from base 116 to 982 and encodes 288 amino acids. Gene Ontology annotation, molecular function: pyrroline-5-carboxylate reductase activity.